UGUUUUUAUUAGAACAGUAGAAGAAGAAGGAGGAGGCGGUUUGAAAGCUCCGCGCGGCUACAUGAGGACAAGAUGGCGGCGUUGGAGCGGAGCUUCAUAGAAAUCUGUGGAUUUGAGAGAGAAUCUGUCCAGAGAUUCCGAGAAGUGACCGUGAACCUCGGUGUGAGUUCUCUUCCUGGAAGUGUGAAGUUUGCUGACAGCGCCGGAGCGUUUCAUUAUGAGGAGAGCGGGAAGCUGCUGUCUGUGACCAGUCACCGAUUCAUCCGCUGGUCUACGUCAGGAGACUCGGUGCAGCUGGUGGAGCAGUGUCUGGACACCAACCUGCUCAACAACGCCGUCAAACUCAGGUUCAUCCACUGCACGGUUCUGCCUGGAGGAGUCAGUGUCCACGAGACACUCAACAAUGUCUUCAUCCUCAUCUCCACCAAUCAGAGCGUCCACAGGCUGGUGCUGCCUCACCCAACGCGCAUGUACCGCAGCGAGCUGGUGACAGAGCUGCACAUGCAGUCCAUCUUCACUGAUGUGGGCAAACACAGUCUGCAGGACCCGAGUCACAGCACCAUCAUCCCCAGCUCGGCGGGGCAGACAGGGAGUCCCAUCACCUCCACGGCCUGGCUCAGCUUCCAUGGAGAGGCUCACUUCGCUCUGGCUUCACCUGCUGGAGGCAUCAUGGUGGUGACUCUACCGCCUCACGACGCUCAGGGAAGUGUGUCGGUGCUGGAGCUGAAGAGGAGCUCCAUGAUGACCCGACUCUCCGGCUGGAUGCCCUCAGCCAUCCGGGGGGAGCAGAGUCCGGCUGACCUGGUGCUCAGUCUGGCCGUCCGCGAGCUGGAGGAAGACACCUUCAUCUUCGCCCUCUGUCAGGAUCACAGACUGCGCAUGUGGUCGUUCAAGGAUCAGACGUGUCUGCUGGAGGCCGACAUGUUGGAGUACAUGCCGGUGAGUAAAGGAGUGAAGCGUCUGCCGGGUCAGGCUCAUCGUCUGAGGUUGGCCUUCUCCUCCACCACCGGCCUCUGUCUCUGUGUUUACCUCGCUGUCCCUCAGAAAGGACAGUUCACUGUCCUGCAGCUGGUCGGCACCGACAACAACCGCUACAGCCUCGAACACAUCUCCUCCCUGUUCAGCACUCAGGAGACUCUGGUGGACUUCACUCUGACCUCCUCCGAUGUCUGGGCCGUGUGGGUGGACGAAUCCAACGCCGCCGUAGUGAAGUAUAUCAACUAUGAGCACAACACGGGGGGCCAGUGGAACCAGGUCUUUGUUCAGCCUCCACCAGAAGAAGAAGUCAACGUCGGGGUGGACAUGGACCCCCGGGAGACGUAUCUGGAGGUUCUCUUCUCUCCUCUACGCUUCACUGCUUCAGCCAUCGUUAAAGCUCUACAGAUCUACCGGCGGGGUUCAGAGAGGGUCUCUGAUUUGUCGUGGGAGUCUCUGAAGAAGGAGGUGACUGUUGCCGUGGAGACCGAGCUGCAGAGCAGUGUGACGGAGUUUGAGUUUUCUCAGGAGGAGUACCGUCAGCUUCAGGUGGAGUUCUGGUCCCGGUUCUACUCCUGUUGUCUGCAGUACCAGGAGGUACAGUCGACUCCUGUGGGACUGACCGUCAGCCACCACACCGGCAUGGCCUGUCUGCUGAGAAAGGGCUUCAUGUCGUUCCUCCUGCCGUGUUUUGCUGUGGACCACCUGUACCUGUCCUACGACCAGUACCUGUUCUCAGAGGACGACACGCCCAUCACUGACGACCCUGACGUGGGCCGGGACGUCCUGCAGCUGGUCCAGUGCCUGAGGUUGGUCAGCGAUGCGGUUUCUGGGGAGAUGGCGUACGAGAUGGAGAAAGCGCUGGAGUACCUGCAGUCACCAGAGAGGGCGGCAGAGCUCAUCCUGGAGAGCAUGCUCUGUAACGACAAUGAUGAUGUCAUCGUCGACGUCCAGAACAAGCUGCAGAACGUACGGAACCCCACGGCGGCCAUGAUGGUUCUGCUCAGGGAGCUGGACCUGGAGACGGACUCAGAGGUCGGAGGAGACGGGCCCACGGCUGCAGGGGACAGCCUGCUGGUGAGGAUGAGCGUGUCCCAGCUGUUGAGCAGCAGCUGUGCAGCGUCUCUGCUGAGUCAGGCUGUUUCUCACAUGACUCUGACCAGAGCUCUGCUGCUCAGGGACCUGCUGCUGCUGCAGAAGAUCUACCUGCGCUUUGGGGACAACGUGUUUCUGGGUGGGGGGGCCCAGUUGCUGCAGCUCCAGCAGGACUUGAUUCCCAGGACGUCCCACCUCCUGUCCUCCUAUCAUCUCCUCAAACACAUCAGUCAGAGCCUGUCCUCCUCCGUUGCCAUGGAUACGCUAGACGCUAACUUGCAGCACCUCACAGUGUUGGAGCUGUCGGACACUGUGUCCCCUGUGUCCUCCAUGUCCUCCGCCCGUUCAGGUCUGGGUCCUCAGACUGUGGUGGAGCUCUUCUACCAGACGUCUGCCAGGAAGUUGAUUGUGUCUCAGGUUUUGUCUCAGCAGACGACGUCUUCUCAGCUCGUCUGGAGUCACGUGAUCUCCAGCGUUGUCCAGCUGUUGGCUCAGCUGCUGUGGCCCAGUAACCCUGGAUUCCAGUUCCCCGAGUGUCUCAUGGCCAACUGUCAGUACACUCAGCUGCAGGAGUACGUGAGGCUGGUUGGUCCGUGGUGUCAGGUGAACAUCGGCUCCUGUCGCUUCAUCCUGGGACAGUGUUACCUGGCCAGUGGGGAGGGACAGAAGGCUCUGCAGUGUUUCCAGGAGGCAGCGACCGAGGUGGAGAAGGAGGACUUCCUGAUGAGACUGACGGGCAGCGAGGACGAGGACAAUGUGUCCACCCCCAGACUGCAGUACUACAACAAGGUGCUGCGUCUCCUGGAGGACGUGGGUCUACCUGAACUCAUCAUCCAGUUGUCCUCUUUAGCCAUAACGGAGGCCGGGAGCGACAGCAACAGCCAGGCUGCUCUGUGGACUCGAAUAUUCAAACAUCAUCUGGACCUGGGACACAACAACGAAGCCUACGCUGCCCUGACCCAGAACCCGGACACCAGCAUGCAGCUGGAUUGUCUCCGUCAGCUGGUCGUGGUUCUGUGUGAACGGUCUCAGCUUCAGGAUUUAGUCCAGUUCCCGUACGUGAACCUGCACGACGAGGUGGUGAACAUCAUCGAGUCCAGAGCCAGAGGUUUAGAUCUUCUCACCCACAACUACUACGAGCUGCUCUACGCCUUCCACGUCUGCAGACACAACUACAGGAAAGCUGGGACGGUGAUGUUUGAGUUUGGGAUGCGUCUGGGACGCGAGGUCCGGACUCUGCUCGGUCUCCAGAAACAAGUCAACUGUUUCCUGGCAGCUCUCAACUGUCUCCGGCUCAUAAGGCCUGAAUACGCCUGGAUCGUCCAGCCGUCCUCUGGAGCCACGUACGAUCGUCCUGGUGCGUCUCCAAAGAGAAACUCUGAUGGAGAGUUUUCUUCUGAACCAGCCAAGCGUCAGGUGGACAUCCUGGAGUUGGACGACCUGGAAAAGGAAUACAUUUUGUCCCGCAGCCGCCUCACCCUCGCCAGACACCACCCCCCGUCGGCCGCCAUCGCAGGUGGAGCGUCCGCGGUGGAGCUGGUGGCGCUGCUGGUCCAGAACGGACUCUUUGACUCGGCUCUGACUCUGUGUCGGAGCUUCGGCCUGAACUUGAGUCACGUGUUCGAGGGUUUGACUUUUAAAUGCAUCAAGCUUCAGUUUGGAGGGGAGGAGUCUCAGAAUGAAGCCUGGAGCUGGUUGGCUGCCAAUCAGCUGUCAGUUGUCAACACCAAAGAGUCCAGCGCUGCAGACGAGGCGUGGCGGCUGCUAGCGUCCUACCUGGACAGGUAUCCGUCCAGUAACGGACAGCAUCACCGCUGCAUCGUCCACAAGCUGCUGUCACAUGGUGUCCCUCUUCCUGAUUGGCUGGUAAAAUCCUACAAGCGUCUGGACGCCCCGUCUCUGCUGCGUCUCCUGCUCAACUUUGACCUCCUGGAAGCAGCUGCUGAGCUGGUGCUGGAGUACGUGGACGCUGUCCUGGGACGAGGACACCAGUACUUUGGAAUACAGAGGCCUCUGUCCUCCACGUCUCCACCCUCAUGGCUGCCGUACACGUCCAUCGAUCAGUUGUUACAAGCUCUGAACGAGACGCAGACUCACAGCAACCUCUCAACCAGAGUGCGGGAUAAACUGGACGAGUACCACCGGGUGGUGGAGCAGGUGACCCGACGCAGGCUGGCGGCUCACGGCGCCCCCUACUGAACCCUGAUGGAAAUACGUUUUCUACUGAACUGAAUAAAGUGUUUUGUUAUGUUUCA
Mugil cephalus (flathead mullet) is the source of this 4325-nucleotide messenger RNA. RefSeq names its product nucleoporin 160 (gene nup160). The transcript is spliced from 34 exons. Lineage: Eukaryota; Metazoa; Chordata; Actinopteri; Mugiliformes; Mugilidae. The coding region runs from base 73 to 4269 and encodes 1398 amino acids. The record is from RefSeq and is a predicted model, not a curated record. Gene Ontology annotation, cellular component: nuclear pore. Gene Ontology annotation, molecular function: structural constituent of nuclear pore.